Messenger RNA from Zychaea mexicana, 984 nucleotides. RefSeq lists its product as uncharacterized. Bases 145 to 675 code for a protein of 176 amino acids. NCBI's taxonomy places the organism in Eukaryota, Fungi, Mucoromycota, Mucoromycetes, Mucorales, Lichtheimiaceae. The transcript has 3 exons. The record is from RefSeq and is a predicted model, not a curated record.
UUUUUACGCGGUUGAGUGAGUUUACAAAGUGUUUUUGUAGAGUACUGUAAAAUACUUAGACAACUAAUCCAUUCGGAAAACAUCAUUAGAGCGGAGCGCAUUACUUUAUCGAGGGAGCUUGAAGAUCCAGAUAAAUGUGCCAAUAUGACUAUGGCGGAAGCAGAUGAGAAAUUUGGAUUGCUUCGAAAGCUCUCAAGAAAGCUCGAGAUCGCUGAAGACAAUGUUACCAGAAUUGAAAGGGUGCUAAAGCCUGAACGAAGAUGGCAGAUAAAUAGCACAGAAUACGCAAGCGCAAAAGAAGCAAAAGCAAAGCGAGAAAAGGAAGAUAGCCUGUAUAAACUAAAAUCACAUAUAAUCUCGCGUAAGAUGAUGUAUGAUCAGCUGCGUAAUCGAGAGGGCAAAAUAGGCGAAAGAGUAAGCACGAAAGUUAGAAGCGCAAUCAAGAAACAAAGCACUGCAGCUGAAAAGCAAUUGAAGCUAUACAAUGCUGCUUGCCAUCUGUUGUUGGAGCCUGAAGUCCAGUGGGAGGAUGUCUGUCAUCUGGAGACACGAUUUUGGGAACAGCACCAUAUAGCAGAAAGCAACGACGUCGACGUUCUCAGAGAGAUUAUGAACAUUAAGCGCGCCGAGGAAGAGCUGAUAAUGAUCGAGGUUAGUGCUAUGGUACUUCAUUGAAACUCCAUACUGUGAUCUCAACUUUCCACUUAGGACGAAGAAAAGAAUCUGGAAGCAUACGCUGCAGCACGUUAUAGCGCCAUUCAAGAUGCCAUAGAGGCGACGCAUGACGAUGGGUGGCAAGCUAUUCUUGGUGAUCUUUUGGAACAAGCUGAACGUCUCCAAUGUAAUAUCAGAAGCAGCAAACCGCGUACUGUUGGUGAAAUUUCACAGAUCGACAACGACGAACAAUACGGUGACGAUGCGGACGAUGAAUAUGACGAAGACGUUUACUUUGUCCAUGCUGAGACAUAUGAGGAUAUUGAGAAG